This is a messenger RNA of Eubalaena glacialis (North Atlantic right whale), 3350 nucleotides long. It is a transcript of the gene ELL2, whose product is annotated as elongation factor for RNA polymerase II 2. Gene Ontology annotation, molecular function: cis-regulatory region sequence-specific DNA binding. Gene Ontology annotation, biological process: transcription elongation by RNA polymerase II; snRNA transcription by RNA polymerase II; positive regulation of transcription elongation by RNA polymerase II. The coding region runs from base 136 to 2058 and encodes 640 amino acids. The record is from RefSeq and is a predicted model, not a curated record. Gene Ontology annotation, cellular component: transcription elongation factor complex. The transcript has 12 exons. Lineage: Eukaryota; Metazoa; Chordata; Mammalia; Artiodactyla; Balaenidae.
CGCGCAGUAUAUGACAGUACGUCAGCAGCGGGAUGGCCGUAGCUGUGGCGGCGGCUGCAGAAGCCCGAGCAGCCGCGGCCGCAGUGGAGGCUAGAGCCCGACUGGCGUCGGCGGCGGCACCCCGGGGAGUUUAAGAUGGCGGCAGGGGGGGCGGCGGGCCUGCGGGAGGAGCAGCGCUAUGGGCUGUCGUGCGGGAGGCUGGGACAGGACAACACCACCGUACUGCAUGUGAAGCUCACCGAGACGGCGAUCCGCGCGCUCGAGACCUACCAGAGCCACAAGAAUUUAAUUCCUUUUCGACCUUCAAUUCAGUUCCAAGGGCUCCAAGGGCUUGUCAAAAUCCCUAAAAAUGAUCCCCCCAACGAAGUGCAUACCUUUAACUUCUAUUUGUCAAAUGUGGGUAAAGACAACCCUCAAGGCAGCUUUGACUGCAUCCAGCAAGCCUUCUCCAGCUCUGGAGCAUCCCAGCUCAAUUGCCUGGGAUUUAUACAAGAUAAAAUUACAGUGUGUGCAACAAAUGACUCGUAUCAGAUGACACGAGAAAGAAUGACCCAGGCAGAGGAGGAAUCCCGCAACCGAAGCACAAAAGUUAUCAAACCUGGUGGACCAUAUGUAGGGAAAAGAGUGCAAAUUCGGAAAGCACCUCAAGCUGUUUCAGAUGCAGUGCCUGAGAGGAAAAGAUCAACCCCCAUGAACCCUGCAAAUACCAUUCGAAAGAUACAUAGCAGCAGCAGUGUUUCUCAGCGGCCAUAUCGGGACAGGGUGAUUCACUUACUGGCACUGAAGGCCUACAAGAAACCUGAGCUGCUAGCUCGACUGCAGAAAGACGGUGUCAAUCAGAAAGACAAGAACUCCCUCGGAGCAAUUCUGCAACAGGUAGCCAAUCUGAAUCCUAAGGACCUCUCAUACACCUUAAAGGAUUAUGUUUUUAAAGAGCUCCAAAGAGAUUGGCCUGGAUAUAAUGAAAUAGACAGACGGUCAUUAGAGUCAGUGCUCUCGAGAAAACUAAAUCCAUCUCAGAAUGCUGCCAGCACCAGCCGUUCAGAAUCUCCUGUAUGUUCUAGUAGAGAUGCUGCAUCUUCUCCUCAGAAACGGCUUUUAGAUUCAGAUUUCAUUGAUCCUUUAAUGAAUAAAAAAGCUCGAAUAUCUCACCUGACAAAUAGAGUGCCGCCAACAUUAAAUGGUCAUUUGAAUCCCACCAGUGAAAAAUCUGCUGCAGGCCCCCCGCUGCCCCCUGCAGCCGCUGCCAUCCCCACGCCUCCACCGCUGCCUUCAACCCACCUGCCUGUCUCCAAUCCUCCUCAGACUGUAAAUUCUCACUCCAAUUCCCCUAGCACUCCAGAAGGCCGGGGGACUCAAGACCUACCUGUUGACAGUUUUAGUCAAAACGGUAGUAUCUAUGAGGACCAGCAAGACAAAUAUACCUCUAGGACUUCUCUGGAAACCUUACCACCUGGUUCAGUUCUACUAAAAUGUCCAAAGCCUAUAGAAGAAAACCAUUUGUCUCACAAAAAGUCCAAGAAGAAGUCUAAAAGACACAAGGAAAAGGACCAAAUAAAAAAGCACGACAUUGAGAUGAUUGAGGAAAAGGAAGAGGACCUUAAAAGAGAAGAGGAAAUUGCCAAGCUGAACAACUCCAGUCUGGAUUCCAAUGAAGGAGUUAAAGAGGAUUGCACUGCCUCCACGGAAGCUUCUUCAACAAUUGAACUCCCAGAUUAUUUGAUAAAAUAUAUUGCUAUUGUCUCCUAUGAGCAACGCCAGAAUUACAAGGAUGACUUCAAUGCUGAGUAUGAUGAGUAUAGGGCCUUGCAUGCCAGGAUGGAGACUGUGGCUAGAAGAUUUAUCAAACUGGAUGCACAGCGAAAGCGCCUUUCUCCAGGCUCAAAAGAGUAUCAGAAUGUUCAUGAAGAAGUCUUACAAGAAUAUCAGAAGAUAAAACAGUCUAGUCCCAAUUACCAUGAAGAAAAAUACAGAUGCGAGUAUCUUCAUAACAAGCUGGCUCACAUCAAAAGACUAAUAGGUGAAUUUGACCAACAGCAGGCAGAGUCAUGGCACUAGAGCUCUGCUUGGACCAGAAGAUGUGAAUAAACUUAAGCUUAUUUAUUUAAAAUUCCAAAUGAGUUGCUCUCAAAUUCUAAAAAAUGAAACUUUGCCUGUUGGAAGUUUCAGUAUUAGUAAACUUGAGUUACCUUCCCCCCCAACCCCCAUUUUACUUUGUUUCCUUGCAUUUUUGAAGCUGCUUUUUUCUGGUCCUUUUUUCCUUCUUAAGACUUGUGUUUGUCAAUAGAAAUAAUUUUUUUGGUAGAUAUUGGGGAUCCAGUGUCUGUACUUCAAAUCAAUUUUUUUUCCUUAAAAAACUGUGUUUGUCAUUAGAAAUGAUUUUUUUUAGAUAUUGGGGAUCUAGUGUCCACACUUCAAAGUUAUGUGUGUUUAAAAAAAAAAAACAGUAAUGUACAAGGUGAAAUGCUUUUGGAUAAAUAUAAGCCUAUUUUCUGACCUUUCUUAAUACGAACUCUUUGCCUUAAAUGGUAGAACAUUUAGAAAUUUGCACAAAAUACAAAAAAACUUAAAACAUUGUUUUGGAGGGUUAAGAAAUAGAAGGGUGUGUGAGUAUGUGUAUAGAUCUAUAUACACAUGUGUAUAUAUAGUCUGACUUGAUCUAGAACAGUAAAUCUGCCCUGCAAAUUAACCCCCAUUGCAAUGGUUGCCUUAAGGUGUUUGCUAGUUGUGUACCUAGUGUGGUUAAUCAUUAGCUACACUGCUUCCCACUUGAUUAGAGCAAUGGGAAGCACACUGUGGCCUACCAGCGUCUGAAAGCGUGUGCUCGACCUGUAUGUGUGCAGAGGUGGUGUGGAUGUGAGCGUGCAUGAAGGAAAAAAGCUGCUACUCUCAGUAGGCCAAACGCUCAGGUGAAACAACUGAUGAGUGUUACUGUAGGUUUUUUUUUCCUAUCAAAUUGCUACUUCUAUCGUGGAAGACAAAAGCAUUUCCAUUUCAACAGUUUGUCAACUUUAUUAAUGUUGGGCAAAAUUGAUAUGUUAUGAAAAUGAAACAGAUCUAUAGUUUGGGGCAAAAUUAUAAAAUUAAACGUGUAGGUAGCCUAUUUAUAUACUGCUAUAAAGUAUUUUUGAAGAGAGAUAUGCAAAGAAGCUAUUACCUACAUGAAAUGUAUAUUUAAAGAUUUUUUUUUUCAUCCUGGCUGCCAGGAAUAUAAAAAAGAGUGGAUAUAUUUAACCAUAACAUACUGUGAUUCAUCAAACAGCACAAACUUUCAUUUCAUGGAGUUUAUCUGUUGACGUUGAUUUAAACUAUCAUUUGUUUUAUCAUGUGGGAACAUAAGUUAUGUGGUC